AUGCACCCACAGCGUAACUUAUCUUCAUGUGUGUGCUCAAAUCGUCCAAUUAUUAAAAGUUUAGCACGUUUAAGAUGUAAAAGUUUUUAUAUCAUUUGUGAAUUACAGGAGAUUAUUGUGAAUACAAUCUUGACUGUACUUGCAAUUUGUUCAUUUAUUGUUGCGGCAUCAUUCUUGCUGGAACGAAGCGAUUGGAGCCGAUAUGAAAAUUAUCGAUUGAUGGUGGGGACCGCGAUCUGCUUCAUAAUUCAGUCAAUAGUGUGCGUAUUGAUGCUUUCCUGGGCAUUUUAUGGAAAUGUGGUUAUCAUUGAAAACCGUUGA
Molecule: messenger RNA, 321 nt
Organism: Thelazia callipaeda (thelaziosis nematode)
Lineage: Eukaryota; Metazoa; Nematoda; Chromadorea; Rhabditida; Thelaziidae
Source: the annotation of a GenBank genome assembly